UUUACAGCCAUUACUGCUUUUUUUCUUGUGCACUGAAUCCAAGUCCAAGAAAGACCAACGCGAAUUAAAUAAAAAUAAGAAUAAGAAUGGGUUCUUCAUUGACGAAGAAGGAGCUAGGCAGGAUUGUAGAUGGUUUAUCCCUAAUCAGCAAGGAGGUUGUGAAACGUUCUCGAUCUCAAAAUGGAGAUUUGCAAUCCCUAAUUACUUCCUCCUUGAAGAAAGCAAUCCUCGUCGUCACUGAUCUCUCCGGACUCACCACCGGCGAGGUCCGCGAGUUCUCCACUCCUCCUCCUCCCUCACCUCCUACUAGUAGUAGUAACAAUUCUAAAGCAACAACCAGUGUUGUAUACUUCGAGGCGGCGGUUGAGGAGAACCAACCUCAAACACCAUCACCUCUUCAACCAUCGCCAUCGCCAUCAAAUGUUGGUGGUAAGGAAGUUCCCUUUCCCGAGAUACCACCUCCAUUGCCAUCGAAUGUUGGUUGUGAUGUCAAAGACGGUUUGCUCGCUUCCGAGGCCAAUGUUGACCUUGACAAAGAAGAGCCUGCUCCUUCUCCUCCUCCUCCUAAGAUACAAAAGAGGAGGCCGAGGGAGAGGAGAGUUCCUUCUACGCCCUUUUCUAGAGCUCUUGGGUUUGCUGGCCUAGGAGCUGGUCUUGCAUGGGGGACAAUCCAGGAAUCUGCCAAGAGGAUUGUCUUUGGUAUGCCCGAUUCACAAGAAAAACAAUCCGCUAUUUCCCCAUUCUUAUCGGAAAAAAAUGCGGAACGUUUGGCUCUUGCAUUGUGCAGAAUGCGCGGAGCGGCCCUUAAAUUAGGGCAGAUGCUGAGUAUUCAAGAUGAAUCCAUUAUACCUCCUCCGAUCUUGGCUGCGUUGGAUAUUGUUCGUCAAGGUGCAGAUGUGAUGCCAAUGAGCCAGCUGAAUCAAGUUUUGGAUGCUGAAUUAGGUCCUGACUGGUCACCUAAGUUGAUUAGUUUUGAUUAUGAACCAAUUGCUGCUGCAAGUAUAGGCCAGGUGCACCGAGCUGUCACAAAGAAUGGUUUGCACAUCGCAGUGAAAAUUCAGUAUCCUGGUGUCGCAGAUAGCAUCGAAAGUGACAUUGAGAAUGUGAAAAGACUAUUAGACUAUACAAAUCUGAUUCCAGAAAAUCUUUUUCUGGACAGAGCUAUGAAGGUGGCAAAAGAAGAAUUAUCUCGUGAAUGUGACUAUGAGUUGGAGGCAACAAACCAGAGAAGAUUUCGUGAUCUGCUAUCCAACACGAAAGGGUUUUAUGUUCCAAAGGUCAUGACUGAUAUCUCUAGUAAAAGAGUUUUAGCAACAGAACUCGUUCCUGGAAUUCCAAUUGAUAAGGUGGCACUGUUAACCCAAGAGACCCGUAAUUACGUUGCCAAAAAGUUACUGGAGCUUGCUUUGAUGGAGCUCUUUGUCUUCCGUUUCAUGCAGACUGAUCCUAAUUGGAGUAACUUUUUGUAUGAUGAGGCAACAAGAACCAUUAAUCUUAUUGACUUCGGAGCAGCCCGGGAUUUCCCUAAAUGUUUUGUCGAUGAUUAUUUAAGAAUGGUUCUUGCAUGUGCAAAUAGUGACAGAGAAGAAGUGAUAGCGAUGUCAAAGAGGCUGGGUUUCCUAACCGGGAUGGAAUCGGAGAUAAUGUUAGAGGCUCAUGUUCAGGCUGCUUUUGUUGUGGGAUUGCCUUUCUCAAAGACUGGUGGGUAUGACUUCCGCUCUACAAAUAUUACUCAAAGUGUUUCUAACCUUGGGGCAACCAUGCUGAGGCACAGGCUGACACCACCGCCCGAUGAGGUGUAUAGUCUUCACCGUAAGCUUUCUGGUGCUUUCCUUGCUUGUAUCAAGCUUGGGGCUGUUGUACCAUGUAGGGAACUUCUACUAGAAGUAAGUGAAAGUUAUCAGUUUGGGGAAGAUAGUGGUGAGAUCUCUAGUGGUUCAAUUUCAUGAUAGUCAUUGGUUUAGUUUUUUUUUCUAUUAAUUUAUUUCAUUCAUGCAAUAAUUUUGUAGUGCCAAUUGUUGCUCUUGGUUGGUGCAUAAUUUGGAUUGGAUUAGGCAAAAUUAUUAAAUAACUAGAGUACAGGGCAGGUUCUGAUAUGAAGGAAUGCAUCAGGAAGUGAUUGUUUGGAGGGUAUGGUAUUGGAAGGUUUUAAUACAUGAACAAGAAAUAUCAAAAGAAAAACUUGGAAAGCUACUUUCAUGCA
Camellia sinensis is the source of this 2203-nucleotide messenger RNA. Lineage: Eukaryota; Viridiplantae; Streptophyta; Magnoliopsida; Ericales; Theaceae. The record is from RefSeq and is a predicted model, not a curated record.